UCUUUACUUCACUUUUUGAAGUUGUUUUUUUAUAUUUUUUUUGCUAUUUUAAGUGAUGGCUAGGUCUCCUGCAUACCUUUAUUUAUUACCCGUGGGGUGCGAAAUUCUCAGUAAUAAAAGCGAAAACAGAAGAAAAGUACUGUAAACCUUUGAGGUAAACCCUGAACUAUCCGUCGUCUAAAAAUCAAAAUCAAAAGUUAUCAUUUCUAAUAGGCGGUUUUCUAGGCACUUCAUUAUUAUUUCCUCCAUAAUUUUAGUCACGUGCAUAUUCCCUAGCGAUAAAAGUAAAGUAUCCUGUAAAAUGCUCUAAUGCCUCAAAACCGAAGAAAAAGACUCUUUCGUGAAACAGGGAUUCAGGAUUAAAAAAAACAAAGUCUUCAACAAAAUGUGUCAUUCUUAAAGAAUUUACUUCAGUUCAAUCCUUAGUUCAAUCAAAGUGAAGUCAAAAUGACGUCUUACUUUUCUAUUUCCCUUUUUAUAUUUAUAGUCAUGUUAUACUUUAUAAAUAGUACCUUAUUGUCAAGGUACAGAAAUCCGAAUGAAUAUUUAUCACCUUCGGAUACUCAAUUUGUUCAGCAAAUACCUGAUGACAUGUUUGAAAGCCUGGUUAUGGAGAGACCAGAACUGAGGGGAGUCCUGACGUCCGUCCGAAGGGCCAAGGUGCGGCACCCGGUGUUGGAGCCAGUGGAGAGCCAGCCCGCCUUCCGCGUGCUGUACCUCGAUGAGGACGAGGAAGAGGAAGAUGAGGCGCCCGCUUUCAUACCCGCGCCCACGUACAUACCCAAGUCCAUCGCUGACUCCACCCGCCCGCCAGACUACACGGACGACAUGGACGAUGCGGACGAUGCGGACGACGAGGACCACAACCCUGGACAGGAAGAGGGGCUCGACACUGAGCAUUCCAAACACAAAUCCACGAGACUCUUACCUUUUAUUGUAAGGCCAGUGCAAAAUAAGUCGCGCCGUUUUUUUUUUGAUUGGUUUGAUUUCGAUUUUUCAGGAAAGAAAGACGCCCCGUGGAAGGCGUCUUGCUUUUUGUGCAAUAAGUGGGAUCAGAAUAUACCUUUGGGAGCUGCUUGUUAUAAAGCUUUCCAUUCAGCUGAUCAGCGAUAUAUCAGCAUGAAGAGGUUUUUUCGGGCCAAUUGCUACUAUCACCCAGAAGUGCAGGGUUUUGAAAUCAGUACAUUUGAAUGGGGUGGCCAGAAGUACUCGGGAGACAAAGGCCUGAAGAGACGGUAUUAUGGUCUGUAUACUGGUGGAUGCUUCAAGAGGUUUCUGGAUAUCGGUGAGGUGUACACGGCGCGCGGGUGUCGCGCGCACUGGCCUGACUUCCAGAAAAACUUACUGAGCCACCGUUUCCGGCGGCUGGAGGCGUUGCUGUUCAAGAAGCCCGAGGGCUGCAUCAGCAGCCACGCAGCCAGCCUCGUGCCCUUCUCUCGCGGUAUCUCGCUGUUCUCUCGUUUUCACGUUUGUACCUGUAAAAGAAGGUGGUGUAACUCUGCGCCCCCUAACAAUACUCCUACAUUAGCCGUGUUUAUAGUUACUCUUUUAUUCAUACGUUUCAUUUAGAAUAUUUUAACGUUUUGUUACCUAUUUAAUUUUUAAUGCUUAUAUGUGUAGAUUUGGUAAGAUAAUAUUAUUCAUCGUUUAUAUAUUUACUGGCUUGUGGGCAA
This is a messenger RNA of Trichoplusia ni (cabbage looper), 1673 nucleotides long. RefSeq lists its product as uncharacterized. The coding region runs from base 448 to 1569 and encodes 373 amino acids. The transcript has a single exon. The record is from RefSeq and is a predicted model, not a curated record. Lineage: Eukaryota; Metazoa; Arthropoda; Insecta; Lepidoptera; Noctuidae.